Molecule: messenger RNA, 1372 nt
Organism: Galdieria sulphuraria
Lineage: Eukaryota; Rhodophyta; Bangiophyceae; Galdieriales; Galdieriaceae
Product: AAA-type ATPase
Exons: 3
Coding region: 49-1329 (426 amino acids)
Biological process (GO): proteasome-mediated ubiquitin-dependent protein catabolic process
Cellular component (GO): proteasome regulatory particle, base subcomplex
Molecular function (GO): proteasome-activating activity; ATP hydrolysis activity; ATP binding
Source: RefSeq, a predicted model, not a curated record
UGUGUGUUGAUUGCGGGAUUUCUUUUAUUGUUCUAUUUGCCAGAUAUCAUGACUGCACAAAACAAAGAAACCGAAAAACCAAACCAUGGCAGCAGUGCGUUGGACGAGAAAGAUAUUGCUUUGAUGAAAUCCUAUGGUUUGGGACCUUACGCCCUGAAUAUAAGAAAGUUGGAACAAGAAGUUAAAGACAAACUCACACAUAUCAACCAAAUAUGUGGAAUAAAAGAAAGCGAUACCGGUUUGGCACCUCCAAGUCAGUGGGACUUGGUUGCCGACCGACAAACUAUGCAAGAAGAACAACCCCUACAAGUAGCUAGAUGUACCAAGAUAAUCAAUCCAAAUACGGAAGACGCCAAAUAUAUGAUCAACGUGAAACAAAUUGCCAAGUUUGUAGUCGGUCUUGGAGAAAAAGUUGCUCCAACGGACAUCGAAGAGGGCAUGCGAGUGGGAGUAGAUAGAAACAAAUAUCAAAUACAGAUCCCUUUACCACCCAAAAUUGACCCUUCUGUGACUAUGAUGACGGUAGAAGAAAAACCCGAUGUUACAUACAACGACGUGGGAGGUUCGAAAGAACAGAUUGAGAAAAUUCGAGAAGUUGUUGAGUUGCCACUGUUGAAUCCAGAAAAAUUUAUUGCUCUUGGUAUUGACCCUCCCAAGGGAGUAUUAUUGUAUGGACCACCUGGUACUGGGAAAACUUUGUUAGCACGAGCAGUUGCUAAUCGUACCGAUGCUUGUUUCAUACGAGUGAUUGGUUCCGAACUGGUACAAAAAUAUGUCGGUGAAGGAGCUCGAAUGGUGAGAGAAUUAUUUCAAAUGGCACGUUCCAAAAAGGCUUGUAUUAUAUUUUUUGAUGAAAUCGAUGCGAUUGGAGGUGCUCGCUUUGAUGAUGGUGCUGGAGGAGAUAAUGAAGUUCAACGUACGAUGUUGGAAAUUGUCAAUCAAUUGGAUGGUUUUGAUGCACGUGGAAAUAUCAAGGUUUUGAUGGCAACCAAUCGUCCUGACACACUGGACCCAGCUUUGUUAAGGCCUGGUAGAUUGGACCGCAAAAUAGAGUUUGGUUUACCUGAUUUGGAAGGAAGAACGCAUAUCUUUCGUAUACAUGCAAAGAGUAUGAAUUGUGAACGCGGCAUUCGUUUUGAACUGUUGGCUCGAUUAUGUCCCAAUACGACCGGUGCCGAUAUACGAAGUAUUUGCACAGAAGCUGGUAUGUUUGCUAUACGGGCGAGAAGAAAGACAGUCACAGAAAAAGACUUUUUACAAGCCAUUGACAAAGUAGUCAAAGGAUAUGCAAAAUUUUCUUAUGUUAGCAAGUACAUGAUAUUCAAUUGAAUGGAACGAUAUAUGUACAAUCUUUUGUGAGAGAACUUAAUUA